UCCAGUGCUAUCAUGACAAAGGAUUAUCAAGAUUUCCAGCACCUGGACAAUGAGAAUGACCAUCAUCAACUCCGGAGAGGACUGCCUCCCACUCCACGGCUCUUGCAGCGACUCUGCUCUGGAUUCCGCCUCCUCCUGCUUUCCUCGAGCCUCAGCAUCCUGUUGCUGGUGGUUGUCUGUGUGAUCACAUCCCAAAAUUCCCAACUCCGGGAAGAUCUGCUGGCUCUAAGGCAGAAUUUCAGCAACUUUACUGUGAGCACUGAAGACCAGGUCAAGGCCCUGAGCGCCCAGGGAGGCAAUGUGGGAAGGAAGAUGAAGUCAGUGGAGUUGCAGCUGGAAAAACAGCAGCGGGAUCUGAGUGAAGAUCACUCCAGACUGCUACUGCAUGUGAAACAGUUAGUGUCUGACCUGCGGAGCUUGAGUUGUCAGAUGGCCGCACUCCACGGCAAUGGCUCGGAAAGGACCUGCUGCCCCAUCAACUGGGUGGAACAUGAAGGCAGCUGUUACUGGUUCUCCAGCUCCAUGAGGUCUUGGACGGAAGCUGACAAGUACUGCCAGCUAGAGAAUGCCCACCUGGUGGUGGUGACCUCCUGGGAUGAGCAGAAAUUCGUCCAGCACCACAUGGGCCCCUUAAACACCUGGAUCGGCCUCACUGACCAGAACGGGCCCUGGAAAUGGGUAGAUGGGACCGACUAUGAGACAGGCUUCAAGAACUGGAGACCAGAGCAGCCAGAUGACUGGUAUGGUCACGGGCUAGGAGGGGGCGAGGACUGCGCCCACUUCACUGUGGAUGGCCGCUGGAAUGAUGAUGUAUGCAGGAGGCCCUACCGCUGGGUCUGUGAGACAGAGCUGGGCAAGGACCAUUAGGAACCUCCCUUUCCCUGAUUUAUUUCCUUAAUACCUGAGCUGCUGAGGUUUAGAACUGGGAGAGAUCGUGCCUAAGGGUCUCCCUGCCUUUGGGAACUUCCAUCUAGGAUUUUAAGGGACUGGUGAAGAACAGUGUUUGAAGAAUGUCAUGGUGCCUGGUGGUGGUGGAGUGGCUAUUGAAACCCAUGGUGCAUUGUGCAGUGUGCAGCUCGCUACUGUCAGCUUUUUUUUUUUUAGAGUAAAAAGAAGAGAAAUAAACGUUCA
Molecule: messenger RNA, 1131 nt
Organism: Arvicanthis niloticus (Nile rat)
Lineage: Eukaryota; Metazoa; Chordata; Mammalia; Rodentia; Muridae
Product: asialoglycoprotein receptor 1
Source: RefSeq, a predicted model, not a curated record